AUGUCUUCCACUAGAACUUACGAUCUUUUGAUCAAGCUUCUCAUCAUUGGCGACUCUGGUGUCGGCAAAUCUUGUUUGCUUCUUCGCUUUUGCGAUGAUCAGUUCACUCCUAGUUUUAUCACUACCAUUGGCAUUGACUUUAAAAUACGCACUAUUGAUUUGGACGGAAAGAAGGUUAAGUUACAAGUAUGGGAUACCGCUGGUCAAGAAAGAUUCAAGACUAUCACAACCGCUUACUACAGAGGUGCCAUGGGUAUACUACUCGUCUACGAUGUCACAGAUCAAAAGUCUUUUGAAAAUAUCCGAUCUUGGUACGCUAAUGUCCAGCAACACGCCAGCGAAAAUGUUGUUUUAGUUCUUGUUGGUAACAAAUCCGAUAUGACUGAUAGACGCGUCAUUUCCACUGAGCAAGGUCAGGCUCUUGCUGAUGAAUUGGGCAUUCCUUUCAUUGAAUCUAGUGCCAAGAGUAGCGACAAUGUUGAUGAAACUUUCUUCAGCCUUGCCCGUCGUGUUAAGGAGAAUGUUUUGACUUCUACAGGUAAUGAAAAUGAACAUGCUGGCGCAGUCAAUGUUAGUGCUCCCUCCAACGAUGGCAUAUCCAAGAAGUGUUGCUAA
Molecule: messenger RNA, 615 nt
Organism: Magnusiomyces paraingens
Lineage: Eukaryota; Fungi; Ascomycota; Dipodascomycetes; Dipodascales; Dipodascaceae
Exons: 3
Coding region: 1-615 (204 amino acids)
Biological process (GO): protein secretion; regulation of exocytosis; protein localization to plasma membrane
Cellular component (GO): endosome; plasma membrane
Molecular function (GO): GTPase activity; GTP binding
Source: RefSeq, a predicted model, not a curated record